AUGACUGUGGCAGGGGUGCCUGAGGACAACAAGCCCGCCCCUGGCACUGACGAGAUCGGGGGCAGGCUCUCGCUGAAAACCAUGACUGGCGUCAAGCCUGCCCACCGUGUCUUCAUGGAGAACUGGCAGGCGGCGCUCACUGUGGCGAUGGUCAGCGUGCCGCUCUCGAUCUCGCUCGGCAUCGCGUCGGUAGCUGGCGCAGACCCCGCCGCGCCGACAAUGGGUGUUGCCACCGCCUUCUGGGGAGGCAUCUGUGCAGGACUGUUCGGCUCCAGCGACCACAACAUCGUCGGGCCCGCUGGUGCCCUGAGUGGCAUGCUUACCACUUACACGAUCAAGUACAACGGCAUCGGGGUCUUGCCGUACCUGUCCCUCCUCUCGGCCUGCAUGAUCCUCGUCAUCUACAUGCUGAACCUGCAGCGUUACUCGCUUCUGAUGCCCACGGCCGUCUUCGAGGGCUUCACCCUGGCCGUCGCUCUCAUCAUUGGCCUGAACCAGCUGAACAUGGCGUUCGACUUGCAUCCCGUAGGCCCCAAGCAUCAGCACCCGAACUUCUAUGAGAACGUCAUCGAGUCCCUCAAGAUCUUGGAUGAGCUGAGCUGGGCGCCGGCCAUCACCUUCGUGUUCCUUGCGGUGCUGCUCCUCUCUCUCGUGAAGUGGGUCCCAAAGGUCAAGGGCCAGCCGAUCCCGUGGACGGUGAUCAUCCCGCUCCUGACGAUCCUCCUCGGCUUCCUCUCCGACUCGGACAGCCUCGGCGGCAUCCGCAUCCCGACGCUCAAGGACAAGUACGGAGAGCUUAAGGCGAGGGUCGUCGUCCCCCCAGAGCAGUCCCUGGAGUUUUACGCGCAGGGCAACUACUUUGGCAUCUUCACUGCGGCCUUCGGCAUCGCCUUCGUGGCCGUGCUCGAGACGCUGAUCUCGGCCAAGAUCGCCGAGCAGAAGACGGGCUGGGGCUUCGAUGACAGCCGCGAGACGCUCGGUAUCAUGAUCUGUCACGCGGUCUGCGGUGCGGUAGGCGCCAUGCCUCCCACAGGCGUCUUUGUGAGGACGGCCCUGAACUUCUCGCUGGGUGCCACCCACAAGAUGUCGCAGGUCAUCAACGCUCUCGCGGUGCUCGUAAUCUCCGUGGUUGCCAUGCCCGUCUUCUCGUACCUGCCGCAGUGCUCGGUGGCCGCGCUUCUCAUCUUCGCCUCCGUCCGCAUGGCCCCGGUCCGCUACAUGGUCAAUCUCUGGAAGACGGACAAGGGCGGGCUCGGCCUCCUGGUGUUCACCUGCCUGAUCUGCGUCUUCACGGACCCUGUCUACGGCCUGAUUCUGGGCAUGGUCUUCGCCUUGCUUCGCGACGCCUCCCAGACGGCGCUCGCCGAGUCCCGUUUGUCGCUCUACUCGGGGGCCGACGAGGAGAACCAGGUGAGGCAGGUCGUCGUCACCGAGGGGGGUGACGAGCAUCCGGGCAUGACCUCGAGCAGGGUGGGUGAGAAGCAGGUCAUGCGCAGCGAGCAGAGCGAUCAGCAUCCGAGCAUGACGGCAACUUGCACUGUCGAGGUGGACCACCACGAUUCUCGGCUGUUGCUGAGGCCGUCACCCGCGGCGGCGAUCCUGGGGUCGCUGGCGGAGUCUUCGAGGAGAAGCCAGCGAGUGCAUCAUUCUGAUGGGAACGUCCUUGAUAAGGCCAGCGAGUGCGUCGUGGUGUACGAGCCGGUUGGCCCCUUCGUCUACCUGACCCAGGAGAAGCACCAGGCGCGCCUGAAGGUCCUGCUCGAGCGCCAGCCCAAGGCCAUCGUGGUUUCCCUGGACCUGACGUCCCGCGUCGACAAGGACGGCUCGGACUCCCUGGGCAAGACCGUGAAGCAGAUCGUGGAGAAGGGCCUGCGAGUGGAGCUGUGCCUGCCUGCUGCCCUCGAGAGCACCGUUGCGGGCAAGGCCGCCUGGGUCGAGGGGCUCCGGGCCGCCGGUCACGUGCCUGAGGACAACAAGCCCGCCCCUGGCACUGACGAGAUCGGGGGCAGGCUCUCGCUGAAAACCAUGACUGGCGUCAAGCCUGCCCACCGUGUCUUCAUGGAGAACUGGCAGGCGGCGCUCACCGUGGCGAUGGUCAGCGUGCCGCUCUCGAUCUCGCUCGGCAUCGCGUCGGUAGCUGGCGCAGACCCCGCCGCGCCGACAAUGGGUGUUGCCACCGCCUUCUGGGGAGGCAUCUGUGCAGGACUGUUCGGCUCCAGCGACCACAACAUCGUCGGGCCCGCUGGUGCCCUGAGUGGCAUGCUUACCACUUACACGAUCAAGUACAACGGCAUCGGGGUCUUGCCGUACCUGUCCCUCCUCUCGGCCUGCAUGAUCCUCGUCAUCUACAUGCUGAACCUGCAGCGUUACUCGCUUCUGAUGCCCACGGCCGUCUUCGAGGGCUUCACCCUGGCCGUCGCUCUCAUCAUUGGCCUGAACCAGCUGAACAUGGCGUUCGACUUGCAUCCCGUAGGCCCCAAGCAUCAGCACCCGAACUUCUAUGAGAACGUCAUCGAGUCCCUCAAGAUCUUGGAUGAGCUGAGCUGGGCGCCGGCCAUCACCUUCGUGUUCCUUGCGGUGCUGCUCCUCUCUCUCGUGAAGUGGGUCCCAAAGGUCAAGGGCCAGCCGAUCCCGUGGACGGUGAUCAUCCCGCUCCUGACGAUCCUCCUCGGCUUCCUCUCCGACUCGGACAGCCUCGGCGGCAUCCGCAUCCCGACGCUCAAGGACAAGUACGGAGAGCUUAAGGCGAGGGUCGUCGUCCCCCCAGAGCAGUCCCUGGAGUUUUACGCGCAGGGCAACUACUUUGGCAUCUUCACUGCGGCCUUCGGCAUCGCCUUCGUGGCCGUGCUCGAGACGCUGAUCUCGGCCAAGAUCGCCGAGCAGAAGACGGGCUGGGGCUUCGAUGACAGCCGCGAGACGCUCGGUAUCAUGAUCUGUCACGCGGUCUGCGGUGCGGUAGGCGCCAUGCCUCCCACAGGCGUCUUUGUGAGGACGGCCCUGAACUUCUCGCUGGGUGCCACCCACAAGAUGUCGCAGGUCAUCAACGCUCUCGCGGUGCUCGUAAUCUCCGUGGUUGCCAUGCCCGUCUUCUCGUACCUGCCGCAGUGCUCGGUGGCUGCGCUUCUCAUCUUCGCCUCCGUCCGCAUGGCCCCGGUCCGCUACAUGGUCAAUCUCUGGAAGACGGACAAGGGCGGGCUCGGCCUCCUGGUGUUCACCUGCCUGAUCUGCGUCUUCACGGACCCUGUCUACGGCCUGAUUCUGGGCAUGGUCUUCGCCUUGCUUCGCGACGCCUCCCAGACGGCGCUCGCCGAGUCCCGUUUGUCGCUCUACUCGGGGGCCGACGAGGAGAACCAGGUGAAGCAGGUCGUCGUCACCGAGGGGGGUGACGAGCAUCCGGGCAUGACCUUGAGCAGGGUGGGUGAGAAGCAGGUCAUGCGCAGCGAGCAGAGCGAUCAGCAUCCGAGCAUGACGGCAACUUGCACGGUCGAGGUGGACCACCACGAUUCUCGGCUGUUGCUGAGGCCGUCACCCGCGGCGGCGAUCCUGGGGUCGCUGGCGGAGUCUUCGAGGAGAAGCCAGCGAGUGCAUCAUUCUGAUGGGAACGUCCUUGAUAAGGCCAGCGAGUGCGUCGUGGUGUACGAGCCGGUUGGCCCCUUCGUCUACCUGACCCAGGAGAAGCACCAGGCGCGCCUGAAGGUCCUGCUCGAGCGCCAGCCCAAGGCCAUCGUGGUUUCCCUGGACCUGACGUCCCGCGUCGACAAGGACGGCUCGGACUCCCUGGGCAAGACCGUGAAGCAGAUCGUGGAGAAGGGCCUGCGUGUGGAGCUGUGCCUGCCUGCUGCCCUCGAGAGCACCGUUGCGGGCAAAGCCGCCUGGGUCGAGGGGCUCCGGGCCGCCGGUCACGUGCAUCGUCGUCGCCUCGAUGCGCUGCGCGCAGCACAGGUGCCUGAGGACAACAAGCCCGCCCCUGGCACUGACGAGAUCGGGGGCAGGCUCUCGCUGAAAACCAUGACUGGCGUCAAGCCUGCCCACCGUGUCUUCAUGGAGAACUGGCAGGCGGCGCUCACCGUGGCGAUGGUCAGCGUGCCGCUCUCGAUCUCACUCGGCAUCGCGUCGGUAGCUGGCGCAGACCCCGCCGCGCCGACAAUGGGUGUUGCCACCGCCUUCUGGGGAGGCAUCUGUGCAGGACUGUUCGGCUCCAGCGACCACAACAUCGUCGGGCCCGCUGGUGCCCUGAGUGGCAUGCUUACCACCUACACGAUCAAGUACAACGGCAUCGGGGUCUUGCCGUACCUGUCCCUCCUCUCGGCCUGCAUGAUCCUCGUCAUCUACAUGCUGAACCUGCAGCGUUACUCGCUUCUGAUGCCCACGGCCGUCUUCGAGGGCUUCACCCUGGCCGUCGCUCUCAUCAUUGGCCUGAACCAGCUGAACAUGGCUUUCGACUUGCAUCCCGUAGGCCCCAAGCAUCAGCACCCGAACUUCUAUGAGAACGUCAUCGAGUCCCUCAAGAUCUUGGAUGAGCUGAGCUGGGCGCCGGCCAUCACCUUCGUGUUCCUUGCGGUGCUUCUCCUCUCUCUCGUGAAGUGGGUCCCAAAGGUCAAGGGCCAGCCGAUCCCGUGGACGGUGAUCAUCCCGCUCCUGACGAUCCUCCUCGGCUUCCUCUCCGACUCGGACAGCCUCGGCGGCAUCCGCAUCCCGACGCUCAAGGACAAGUACGGAGAGCUUAAGGCGAGGGUCGUCGUCCCCCCAGAGCAGCCCCUGGAGUUUUACGCGCAGGGUAACUACUUUGGCAUCUUCACUGCGGCCUUCGGCAUCGCCUUCGUGGCCGUGCUCGAGACGCUGAUCUCGGCCAAGAUCGCCGAGCAGAAGACGGGCUGGGGCUUCGAUGACAGCCGCGAGACGCUCGGUAUCAUGAUCUGUCACGCGGUCUGCGGUGCGGUAGGCGCCAUGCCUCCCACAGGCGUCUUUGUGAGGACGGCCCUGAAUUUCUCGCUGGGUGCCACCCACAAGAUGUCGCAGGUCAUCAACGCUCUCGCGGUGCUCGUAAUCUCCGUGGUUGCCAUGCCCGUCUUCUCGUACCUGCCGCAGUGCUCGGUGGCCGCGCUUCUCAUCUUCGCCUCCGUCCGCAUGGCCCCGGUCCGCUACAUGGUCAAUCUCUGGAAGACGGACAAGGGCGGGCUCGGCCUCCUGGUGUUCACCUGCCUGAUCUGCGUCUUCACGGACCCUGUCUACGGCCUGAUUCUGGGCAUGGUCUUCGCCUUGCUUCGCGACGCCUCCCAGACGGCGCUCGCCGAGUCCCGUUUGUCGCUCUACUCGGGGGCCGACGAGGAGAACCAGGUGAGGCAGGUCGUCGUCACCGAGGGGGGUGACGAGCAUCCGGGCAUGACCUCGAGCAGGGUGGGUGAGAAGCAGGUCAUGCGCAGCGAGCAGAGCGAUCAGCAUCCGAGCAUGACGGCAACUUGCACUGUCGAGGUGGACCACCACGAUUCUCGGCUGUUGCUGAGGCCGUCACCCGCGGCGGCGAUCCUGGGGUCGCUGGCGGAGUCUUCGAGGAGAAGCCAGCGAGUGCAUCAUUCUGAUGGGAACGUCCUUGAUAAGGCCAGCGAGUGCGUCGUGGUGUACGAGCCGGUUGGCCCCUUCGUCUACCUGACCCAGGAGAAGCACCAGGCGCGCCUGAAGGUCCUGCUCGAGCGCCAGCCCAAGGCCAUCGUGGUUUCCCUGGACCUGACGUCCCGCGUCGACAAGGACGGCUCGGACUCCCUGGGCAAGACCGUGAAGCAGAUCGUGGAGAAGGGCCUGCGAGUGGAGCUGUGCCUGCCUGCUGCCCUCGAGAGCACCGUUGCGGGCAAGGCCGCCUGGGUCGAGGGGCUCCGGGCCGCCGGUCACGUGCAUCGUCGUCGCCUCGAUGCGCUGCGCGCAGCACAGGUGCCUGAGGACAACAAGCCCGCCCCUGGCACUGACGAGAUCGGGGGCAGGCUCUCGCUGAAAACCAUGACUGGCGUCAAGCCUGCCCACCGUGUCUUCAUGGAGAACUGGCAGGCGGCGCUCACCGUGGCGAUGGUCAGCGUGCCGCUCUCGAUCUCGCUCGGCAUCGCGUCGGUAGCUGGCGCAGACCCCGCCGCGCCGACAAUGGGUGUUGCCACCGCCUUCUGGGGAGGCAUCUGUGCAGGACUGUUCGGCUCCAGCGACCACAACAUCGUCGGGCCCGCUGGUGCCCUGAGUGGCAUGCUUACCACCUACACGAUCAAGUACAACGGCAUCGGGGUCUUGCCGUACCUGUCCCUCCUCUCGGCCUGCAUGAUCCUCGUCAUCUACAUGCUGAACCUGCAGCGUUACUCGCUUCUGAUGCCCACGGCCGUCUUCGAGGGCUUCACCCUGGCCGUCGCUCUCAUCAUUGGCCUGAACCAGCUGAACAUGGCUUUCGACUUGCAUCCCGUAGGCAGUCCCUGGAGGCUCCGCGCCAGGGCCACUACUUUUUCACCAAUACCAUGCGGCUUCGGCAUCGCCUUCGUGGCCGUGCUCGAUACGCUGAUCUCGGCCAAGAUCGCCGAACAGACGGACGGGUUGGGGCUUCGAUUGACAGGCCGCGAGACGUCCCCACCCGGACCCGCGGUGCGGCUUCCGACGGCGCGGUUCCCGGUAUAUGAUCUGUCACGCGGUCUGCGGUUUUUUGCGGUAGGCCGCAUUUGCUCCACAGGCGUCUUUGUGAGGACGGCCCUGAACUUCUCGCUGGGUGCCACCCACAAGAUGUCGCAGGUCAUCAACGCUCUCGCGGUGCUCGUAAUCUCCGUGGUUGCCAUGCCCGUCUUCUCGUACCUGCCGCAGUGUUCGGUGGCUGCGCUUCUCAUCUUCGCCUCCGUCCGCAUGGCCCCGGUCCGCUACAUGGUCAAUCUCUGGAAGACGGACAAGGGCGGGCUCGGCCUCCUGGUGUUCACCUGCCUGAUCUGCGUCUUCACGGACCCUGUCUACGGCCUGAUUCUGGGCAUGGUCUUCGCCUUGCUUCGCGACGCUUCCCAGACGGCGCUCGCCGAGUCCCAUUUGUCGCUCUACUCGGGGGCCGACGAGGAGAACCAGGUGAGGCAGGUCGUCGUCACCGAGGGGGGUGACGAGCAUCCGGGCAUGACCUCGAGCAGGGUGGGUGAGAAGCAGGUCAUGCGCAGCGAGCAGAGCGAUCAGCAUCCGAGCAUGAUGGCAACUUGCACGGUCGAGGUGGACCACCACGAUUCUCGGCUGUUGCUGAGGCCGUCACCCGCGGCGGCGAUCCUGGGGUCGCUGGCGGAGUCUUCGAGGAGAAGCCAGCGAGUGCAUCAUUCUGAUGGGAACGUCCUUGAUAAGGCCAGCGAGUGCGUCGUGGUGUACGAGCCGGUUGGCCCCUUCGUCUACCUGACCCAGGAGAAGCACCAGGCGCGCCUGAAGGUCCUGCUCGAGCGCCAGCCCAAGGCCAUCGUGGUUUCCUUGGACCUGACGUCCCGCGUCGACAAGGACGGCUCGGACUCCCUGGGCAAGACCGUGAAGCAGAUCGUGGAGAAGGGCCUGCGUGUGGAGCUGUGCCUGCGUGCUGCCCUCGAGAGCACCGUUGCGGGCAAGGCCGCCUGGGUCGAGGGGCUCCGGGCCGCUGGUCACGUGCAUCGUCGUCGCCUCGAUGCGCUGCGCGCAGCAAGAGCCGCCACGAGCUCGUCGAUAAGCGUGAAACACUGCCGGCCGCAAAGGGUCGACUCGCUUAGUCUUCUGAUCCAGGUGCCUGAGGACAACAAGCCCGCCCCUGGCACUGACGAGAUCGGGGGCAGGCUCUCGCUGAAAACCAUGACUGGCGUCAAGCCUGCCCACCGUGUCUUCAUGGAGAACUGGCAGGCGGCGCUCACCGUGGCGAUGGUCAGCGUUGCCGCUUCGAUCUCACUCGGCAUCGCGUCGGGUAACUACUUUGGCAUCUUCACUGCGGCCUUCGGCAGUCGCCUUCGUGGCGUGCUCGAGACGCUGAUCUCGGCCAAGAUCGCCGAGCAUGUCUGGUGGCCGCGCUUCAACUCUUUCGCCUCCGUCCGCAUUUGGCCGGUCCGCUACAUGGUUCCAUCUCUGGAGAGCGGUCCAAGGCGGCUCGGCUCCUGGUGUUCACUGCAUGAUCUGCGUCUUCACGGACCCUGUUACGGCCUGAUUCUGGGCAUGGUCUUCGCCUUGCUUCGCGACGCCUCCCAGACGGCGCUCGCCGAGUCCCGUUUGUCGCUCUACUCGGGGGCCGACGAGGAGAACCAGGUGAGGCAGGUCGUCGUCACCGAGGGGGGUGACGAGCAUCCGGGCAUGACCUCGAGCAUGGUGGGUGAGAAGCAGGUCAUGCGCAGCGAGCAGAGCGAUCAGCAUCCGAGCAUGACGGCAACUUGCACUGUCGAGGUGGACCACCACGAUUCUCGGCUGUUGCUGAGGCCGUCACCCGCGGCGGCGAUCCUGGGGUCUCUGGCGGAGUCUUCGAGGAGAAGCCAGCGAGUGCAUCAUUCUGAUGGGAACGUCCUUGAUAAGGCCAGCGAGUGCGUCGUGGUGUACGAGCCGGUUGGCCCCUUCGUCUACCUGACCCAGGAGAAGCACCAGGCGCGCCUGAAGGUCCUGCUCGAGCGCCAGCCCAAGGCCAUCGUGGUUUCCCUGGACCUGACGUCCCGCGUCGACAAGGACGGCUCGGACUCCCUGGGCAAGACCGUGAAGCAGAUCGUGGAGAAGGGCCUGCGAGUGGAGCUGUGCCUGCGUGCUGCCCUCGAGAGCACCGUUGCGGGCAAGGCCGCCUGGGUCGAGGGGCUCCGGGCCGCUGGUCACGUGCAUCGUCGUCGCCUCGAUGCGCUGCGCGCAGCACAGGUGCCUGAGGACAACAAGCCCGCCCCUGGCACUGACGAGAUCGGGGGCAGGCUCUCGCUGAAAACCAUGACUGGCGUCAAGCCUGCCCACCGUGUCUUCAUGGAGAACUGGCAGGCGGCGCUCACCGUGGCGAUGGUCAGCGUGCCGCUCUCGAUCUCGCUCGGCAUCGCGUCGGUAGCUGGCGCAGACCCCGCCGCGCCGACAAUGGGUGUUGCCACCGCCUUCUGGGGAGGCAUCUGUGCAGGACUGUUCGGCUCCAGCCAGCACCCGAACUUCUAUGAGAACGUCAUCGAGUCCCUCAAGAUCUUGGAUGAGCUGAGCUGGGCGCCAGCCAUCACCUUCGUGUUCCUUGCGGUGCUGCUCCUCUCUCUCGUGAAGUGGGUCCCAAAGGUCGAGGGCCAGCCGAUCCCGUGGACGGUGAUCAUCCCGCUCCUGACGAUCCUCCUCGGCUUCCUCUCCGACUCGGACAGCCUCGGCGGCAUCCGCAUCCCGACGCUCAAGGACAAGUACGGAGAGCUUAAGGCGAGGGUCGUCGUCCCCCCAGAGCAGUCCCUAGAGUUUUACGCGCAGGGCAACUACUUUGGCAUCUUCACUGCGGCCUUCGGCAUCGCCUUCGUGGCCGUGCUCGAGACGCUGAUCUCGGCCAAGAUCGCCGAGCAGAAGACGGGCUGGGGCUUCGAUGACAGCCGCGAGACGCUCGGUAUCAUGAUCUGUCACGCGGUCUGCGGUGCGGUAGGCGCCAUGCCUCCCACAGGCGUCUUUGUGAGGACGGCCCUGAACUUCUCGCUGGGUGCCACCCACAAGAUGUCGCAGGUCAUCAACGCUCUCGCGGUGCUCGUAAUCUCCGUGGUUGCCAUGCCCGUCUUCUCGUACCUGCCGCAGUGCUCGGUGGCUGCGCUUCUCAUCUUCGCCUCCGUCCGCAUGGCCCCGGUCCGCUACAUGGUCAAUCUCUGGAAGACGGACAAGGGCGGGCUCGGCCUCCUGGUGUUUACACACUGCCUGAUCUGCUUCUUCACGGAACACUGUCUACCGCCUGAUUUACUGGGCAAUGGUCUCGCCCGCGCUUUCGCGACGGUGGGUGAGAAGCAGGUCAUGCGCAGCGAGCAGAGCGAUCAGCAUCCGAGCAUGACGGCAACUUGCACGGUCGAGGUGGACCACCGCGAUUCUCGGCUGUUGCUGAGGCCGUCACCCGCGGCGGCGAUCUUGGGGUCGCUGGCGGAGUCUUCGAGGAGAAGCCAGCGAGUGCAUCAUUCUGAUGGGAACGUCCUUGAUAAGGCCAGCGAGUGCGUCGUGGUGUACGAGCCGGUUGGCCCCUUCGUCUACCUGACCCAGGAGAAGCACCAGGCGCGCCUAAAGGUCCUGCUCGAGCGCCAGCCCAAGGCCAUCGUGGUUUCCCUGGACCUGACGUCCCGCGUCGACAAGGACGGCUCGGACUCCCUGGGCAAGACCGUGAAGCAGAUCGUGGAGAAGGGCCUGCGAGUGGAGCUGUGCCUGCCUGCUGCCCUCGAGAGCACCGUUGCGGGCAAGGCCGCCUGGGUCGAGGGGCUCCGGGCCGCCGGACUGUUCGGCUCCAGCGACCACAACAUCGUCGGGCCCGCUGGUGCCCUGAGUGGCAUGCUUACCACCUACACGAUCAAGUACAACGGCAUCGGGGUCUUGCCGUACCUGUCCCUCCUCUCGGCCUGCAUGAUCCUCGUCAUCUACAUGCUGAACCUGCAGCGUUACUCGCUUCUGAUGCCCACGGCCGUCUUCGAGGGCUUCACCCUGGCCGUCGCUCUCAUCAUUGGCCUGAACCAGCUGAACAUGGCUUUCGACUUGCAUCCCGUAGGCCCCAAGCAUCAGCACCCGAACUUCUAUGAGAACGUCAUCGAGUCCCUCAAGAUCUUGGAUGAGCUGAGCUGGGCGCCGGCCAUCACCUUCGUGUUCCUUGCGGUGCUUCUCCUCUCUCUCGUGAAGUGGGUCCCAAAGGUCAAGGGCCAGCCGAUCCCGUGGACGGUGAUCAUCCCGCUCCUGACGAUCCUCCUCGGCUUCCUCUCCGACUCGGACAGCCUCGGCGGCAUCCGCAUCCCGACGCUCAAGGACAAGUACGGAGAGCUUAAGGCGAGGGUCGUCGUCCCCCCAGAGCAGCCCCUGGAGUUUUACGCGCAGGGUAACUACUUUGGCAUCUUCACUGCGGCCUUCGGCAUCGCCUUCGUGGCCGUGCUCGAGACGCUGAUCUCGGCCAAGAUCGCCGAGCAGAAGACGGGCUGGGGCUUCGAUGACAGCCGCGAGACGCUCGGUAUCAUGAUCUGUCACGCGGUCUGCGGUGCGGUAGGCGCCAUGCCUCCCACAGGCGUCUUUGUGAGGACGGCCCUGAAUUUCUCGCUGGGUGCCACCCACAAGAUGUCGCAGGUCAUCAACGCUCUCGCGGUGCUCGUAAUCUCCGUGGUUGCCAUGCCCGUCUUCUCGUACCUGCCGCAGUGCUCGGUGGCCGCGCUUCUCAUCUUCGCCUCCGUCCGCAUGGCCCCGGUCCGCUACAUGGUCAAUCUCUGGAAGACGGACAAGGGCGGGCUCGGCCUCCUGGUGUUCACCUGCCUGAUCUGCGUCUUCACGGACCCUGUCUACGGCCUGAUUCUGGGCAUGGUCUUCGCCUUGCUUCGCGACGCUUCCCAGACGGCGCUCGCCGAGUCCCGUUUGUCGCUCUACUCGGGGGCCGACGAGGAGAACCAGGUGAGGCAGGUCGUCGUCACCGAGGGGGGUGACGAGCAUCCGGGCAUGACCUCGAGCAGGGUGGGUGAGAAGCAGGUCAUGCGCAGCGAGCAGAGCGAUCAGCAUCCGAGCAUGAUGGCAACUUGCACGGUCGAGGUGGACCACCACGAUUCUCGGCUGUUGCUGAGGCCGUCACCCGCGGCGGCGAUCCUGGGGUCGCUGGCGGAGUCUUCGAGGAGAAGCCAGCGAGUGCAUCAUUCUGAUGGGAACGUCCUUGAUAAGGCCAGCGAGUGCGUCGUGGUGUACGAGCCGGUUGGCCCCUUCGUCUACCUGACCCAGGAGAAGCACCAGGCGCGCCUGAAGGUCCUGCUCGAGCGCCAGCCCAAGGCCAUCGUGGUUUCCUUGGACCUGACGUCCCGCGUCGACAAGGACGGCUCGGACUCCCUGGGCAAGACCGUGAAGCAGAUCGUGGAGAAGGGCCUGCGUGUGGAGCUGUGCCUGCGUGCUGCCCUCGAGAGCACCGUUGCGGGCAAGGCCGCCUGGGUCGAGGGGCUCCGGGCCGCUGGUGUCAUCAGCCACACGGUACUCAAGAGGCCUGUGCGCAGGUAUUUGCAGGACAACAAGCCCGCCCCUGGCACUGACGAGAUCGGGGGCAGGCUCUCGCUGAAAACCAUGACUGGCGUCAAGCCUGCCCACCGUGUAUUCAUGGAGAACUGGCAGGCGGCGCUCACUGUGGCGAUGGUCAGCGUGCCGCUCUCGAUCUCGCUCGGCAUCGCGUCGGUAGCUGGCGCAGACCCCGCCGCGCCGACAAUGGGUGUUGCCACCGCCUUCUGGGGAGGCAUCUGUGCAGGACUGUUCGGCUCCAGCGACCACAACAUCGUCGGGCCCGCUGGUGCCCUGAGUGGCAUGCUUACCACUUACACGAUCAAGUACAACGGCAUCGGGGUCUUGCCGUACCUGUCCCUCCUCUCGGCCUGCAUGAUCCUCGUCAUCUACAUGCUGAACCUGCAGCGUUACUCGCUUCUGAUGCCCACGGCCGUCUUCGAGGGCUUCACCCUGGCCGUCGCUCUCAUCAUUGGCCUGAACCAGCUGAACAUGGCUUUCGACUUGCAUCCCGUAGGCCCCAAGCAUGAGCACUUAUCCGAGAACGUCAUCGAGUCCCUCAAGAUCUUGGAUGAGCUGAGCUGGGCGCCAGCCAUCACCUUCGUGUUCCUUGCGGUGCUGCUCCUCUCUCUCGUGAAGUGGGUCCCAAAGGUCGAGGGCCAGCCGAUCCCGUGGACGGUGAUCAUCCCGCUCCUGACGAUCCUCCUCGGCUUCCUCUCCGACUCGGACAGCCUCGGCGGCAUCCGCAUCCCGACGCUCAAGGACAAGUACGGAGAGCUUAAGGCGAGGGUCGUCGUCCCCCCAGAGCAGUCCCUAGAGUUUUACGCGCAGGGCAACUACUUUGGCAUCUUCACUGCGGCCUUCGGCAUCGCCUUCGUGGCCGUGCUCGAGACGCUGAUCUCGGCCAAGAUCGCCGAGCAGAAGACGGGCUGGGGCUUCGCGACGGGACAGCCGCGAGACUGGAUUCCUCUCGGCAUCAUGAUUGCCUCCGAGGAAGACUUCGCGCGGUGCACGUCGGAAAUGUGCAGCGUGAUGUGA
Molecule: messenger RNA, 13164 nt
Organism: Prorocentrum cordatum
Lineage: Eukaryota; Dinophyceae; Prorocentrales; Prorocentraceae
Source: the annotation of a GenBank genome assembly